This is a messenger RNA of Telopea speciosissima, 2521 nucleotides long. RefSeq names its product adagio protein 3-like. Bases 4 to 1866 code for a protein of 620 amino acids. Gene Ontology annotation, molecular function: protein binding. Gene Ontology annotation, biological process: circadian rhythm; response to blue light. Gene Ontology annotation, cellular component: cytosol; nucleus; SCF ubiquitin ligase complex. Lineage: Eukaryota; Viridiplantae; Streptophyta; Magnoliopsida; Proteales; Proteaceae. The transcript is spliced from 2 exons. The record is from RefSeq and is a predicted model, not a curated record.
GCUAUGAACAGAAGCAGAAGUAUGGAAAGAGAAGAAGAACAAGAAGUAGGAGAAGAGCUUCAGAACUCCGGAAAAAGGUUUAAAUGUGCAGGUCCGGAAGAAAACGAGAGUGAUAUUCCUUUGAUGCCUGGAUCGUUUUUCUACCCCAUGGCUCCCACGGCGUUCGUGGUCUCCGAUGCUCUAGAACCUGAUUUUCCAAUCAUAUAUGUUAAUAGUGUCUUCGAAAUCUUCACUGGCUACCGUGCCGACGAAAUCAUCGGUCGGAACUGUCGGUUUUUACAGUACAGAGACCCACGUGCGCGAAGGCGGCAUCCUUUGGUGGAUCCUGUGGUCGUAUCUGAAAUGCGAAGAUGUCUUGAGGAAGGGGUUGAAUUCCAUGGUGAGCUCCUAAAUUUCAGGAAGGAUGGUACUCCUUUGGUGAACAUGGUACAACUCAGGCCCAUACAUGGGGAUGAUGGCAUUGUAACACACGUCAUGGGUAUUCAAACAUUCUCUGAAGCAAAGAUUGACCUGAACCAUGUAUCAUACCCAGUUUUCAAACAGACAUCCUAUCAGCAGUGUGGUCUGUCAGGUGGAAAUCCCUCCACAAACGGGCAAGCAGCAAAUUCCCUAACCUCUGAUGUAUGUGGGAUUCUUCAGCUAUCUGAUGAAGUCUUAGCACAUAACAUUUUAUCACGCUUGACACCAAGAGAUGUUGCAUCCAUUGGGUCUGUUUGCAGAAGGAUUCGUCAACUAACAAAGAAUGAGCAUGUGCGGAAAAUGGUCUGUCAAAAUGCAUGGGGAAGUGAAGUCAUGGGUACGCUGGAAUUAAUGACCAAGAGAUUGGGGUGGGGACGUCUCGCUAGGGAGCUGACCACCCUCGAGGCAGUUUGUUGGAAGAAGCUAACUGUUGGGGGUGCAGUUGAGCCUUCACGUUGCAAUUUUAGUGCAUGUGCAGCUGGUAAUCGGCUUGUACUCUUUGGAGGAGAAGGGGUGAACAUGCAGCCAAUGGAUGACACAUUUGUUCUCAAUCUUGAUGCAGCAAAUCCAGAAUGGCGACGGAUGACUGUGACAUCCUCUCCACCAGGCCGCUGGGGCCACACUCUUUCAUGUGUGAAUGGUUCCUGGUUGGUGGUUUUUGGGGGAUGUGGGAGGCAGGGGUUACUCAAUGAUAUGUUUGUGCUAGACUUGGAUGCACAACAGCCGACAUGGAAAGAAGUUUUAGGUGGAACUCCUCCCCUUCCCAGAUCCUGGCACAGCUCUUGCACUGUGGAAGGCUCUAAAUUGGUGGUCUCAGGUGGAUGCACAGAUGCUGGGGUACUUCUCAGUGAUAUACAUCUGUUGGAUCUAAUGACAGACAAGCCCGUAUGGAAAGAGAUUCCUACAUCUUGGGCUUUUCCAUCUAGAUUGGGACACUCGCUCUCAGUCUAUGGAAGGACCAAGAUUCUUAUGUUUGGUGGACUUGCCAAGAUCGGAAACCUACGUUUGAGAUCAGGUGAGGCUUACACAAUUGAUUUGGAGGAGGAUGAACCACAGUGGAGGCAACUAGUUUGUGGUGUUGUGGGCAGCCAGAAUGCAGUGGUUCCUCCACCCAGACUAGACCAUGUUGCUGUCAGCAUGCCUUGUGGAAGAAUUAUCAUAUUUGGUGGCUCAAUUGCUGGUCUCCACUCUCCUUCGCAGCUGUUCCUUCUGGAUCCUUCUGAGGAGAAGCCAUCAUGGAGGAUUCUUAAUGUUCCUGGGCAACCACCCAAAUUUGCAUGGGGUCACAGCACAUGUGUGGUUGGAGGGGCUAGAGUUCUGGUCUUGGGUGGGCAAACUGGCGAGGAGUGGAUACUGAAUGAACUGCAUGAGCUAUGCUUGGCAAGCAUAGCAGAUGCCGAUACAUGAUUCACUGAAGGCUACAUUGCAAGUUACAUAUACUUUCUGUCAAGUAUUGUCAUGACCAAGCAGUAGCUGAUUUUGGUGAAUCUAUAUAAGGGUCCACUUCCCUUAUCUCUUCACUUGCAAUUCUGCUUUCUAGAAUGUCUACGUGGUAGUCUCAGUAUUUUUCCUAGGUUUGAAUCUGUGUUGUAUGUGUGAUGACCCAGUUUUCUUUAGUGUUCUAUAUUUGACUACUCUACGGCAUGAAUAUGGGCCUUUCUAUGUGGAUAUAUUUCUCGUUGCUGCCUGAUGCUUAUCAGAUUAUCUUUAGUUGAUGUUUCUAAGUCAAUUUCUACCGAAGAUUACAGAACCACAAAACAAAAUUUUUACUUGGACAUAAGAAGCAAGCUCUUGGCUGUUGACUUUAUUUGUUUGAUCCAUCUUAUCUUCAUAGUCUAAAAGGAUAUACUAUUUUCUCAUGCUUCUUUUGCCUGCCCUGUAAGUAGGCUGACCUACACUAGUUUCUGGAGGAAGAAGAUUUGUUGUCACUCAAAUACGUUUCUAAUGUGUUCUUUAUCAUCUCUGAGAACUGACAUUGAACUUUGGUAUCUGCUGAAGUUAAAACAAAAAUGAAGAAAAGGUGUCUUGUAUUUCACCAGGUUUGCCUGCACCAUGGUUUUCU